AUGGAGGAAGAGCCAAGGAGCAAAUCUAAGAUCUGUGCCAAUGUUUUCUGUGGAGCUGGGCGUGAGUGUGCAGUGACAGAGAAGGGAGAGCCAACCUGCCUCUGCAUUGAGAAAUGCAAACCUCACAAGAGGCCUGUGUGCGGGAGCAAUGGCAAGACGUACCUGAACCACUGUGAGCUGCACCGUGACGCCUGCCUCACCGGCUCCAAGAUCCAGGUGGAUUACGAUGGCCACUGCAAAGAGAAGAAGUCUGAGAAUCCAGCUGCAAGUCCAGUUGUCUGCUACCAGUCGGACAGGGACGAGCUUCGUCGCCGGGUCAUCCAGUGGCUGGAAGCUGAGAUUAUCCCAGAUGGGUGGUUCUCCAAGGGCAGUAACUACAGUGAAGUCCUGGACAAAUAUUUCAAGAGCUUUGAUGAUGGUGAUUCUCGCUUGGACUCCACUGAAUUCCUGAAAUUUGUGGAGCAGAAUGAGACUGCCAUCAACAUCACCACCUACAUGGACCAGGAGACAAACAAGUUGCUCAGGGGACUCUGCGUAGAUGCCCUCAUCGAGCUGUCAGAUGAAAAUGCUGACUGGAAGCUCAGCUUCAAUGAAUUUCUCAAGUGCCUCAGCCCAUCCUUCAACCCACCUGAGAAAAAGUGUGCCCUGGAAGAUGAGACCUAUGAGGACGGAGCAGAGACCGAGGUGGAGUGCAACCGCUGCGUCUGUGCCUGUGGAAACUGGGUGUGCACCGCAAUGACGUGCGAGGGGAGGAAUGAAAAGGUGCCUGCUCAGAGACACCGACCUGAUCAAGAUUUGACUGAGGAGGAGAUGGCCAGAUAUGUUGAAGAACUGCAGAAGCAUCAGGAGACGGCUGAGAAGACCAAGAGAAUGAGCACCAAGGAGAUGUAAGGGGGCUCCACAGAGGAGGAGCCCAGGAGGACGGGCCCAACCUGCCACCCUGUCCUCCAGUGCUGAUCUCAGUAUGCACAAGUGUCUGCUACAGUUGCCCAGUCACAGAUAUUUACAUGUAUAGCGAUGGGUUAUUUGUUUUGUAAUACACAAAGAAUGGGGCCAGGAAAGGGGAGCAGAGCCCACCUGUUCAGGGAGCUUCAUUGCUGGGACCUUGGAAGGCUGGGGGGGACUUAGAGCAGUUUCUGGGACCCUUUCCCAGAGCAGACCACUGCUCCCUCCAAGAACUAACAGGGAUUUCUCGUUCCCCUGGAUUUGGGGAAAGGAUGGAGGUCAAUGCUGGAUAGAAAAGGGGGUCUUCAGUCAAUACAAUUGUCAGCACCAGCCUUGGCUGCAGAAAUACAGGCCUGGCAGUUUUGUGGCUGAACACGUGUGCUGCAGGGCAUCAUUAUCCAAGGACUUUACCCUUUGCUUCGAGUUCCUCAAAGCUGGUCUGCCUGGUGUGACACCUGGGAGACGUGGUGCCAUGCUGCUGGCAUGAGUCCAGCACAUUCCUCCUUGCUUUCCACCAGACUGUCCCCAGCAGCUCCUCCAGUACAUUGUGGGCUCCAACACAACAUGGUUCCUUUUGACCUCAUCUCACUCUUACUCUCCCUGCCCCCUCCUUAGAGGUGCUAUCGUAUUUUUUUCUUAUCACAUUCACAUGCUGACUCCCCCUUUAUUUUUUUUGUUUUGUUUUGUUUUGGGUUUUUUAUUAUUUUAUUUCCUAUGGUAGUGAUUCAGCUUUUGUAUGUUUUGUAGCUCUAGAUCUUUCAAAAAAACCCAGCGUGUGGGUUUUUGUUGUUGACAGUGCUGUAAUGCCCAUGCACAGUUUGUAUCGCACUGCACUCAGCCGCCACAAACACCACAGGCGAAUUGUGAGCCUUGCACUACAGGGUAUUUCCCAGCUGGGGAUAGCAGUGUCCCUCGUGGGAAGAAGAGACAGGGCUGGAUGUAAUUAAUUUCACCAGACACAGAUUGCCACUGCAGCUCUCUAGCUCUCACUCCCUUAGCUAGCAUUGACCAUGUGCUCAAAGUCUGUGCUCGUGUCUCUCUAAAUUGCUCAAAGCUGUCUAGAGACAGAGGGACCAGGCAAUCCCAUUAGUACAUUAUCUUAAAAAGCUUAACUAUGUAGAAAACUGUUUAGUUGUUGUAGCUGUUGGCAUCAUCUUGGGCUUUUCAUCUUCCUCUGGGGUGAGGCAGCAGCAUUAUUCUUUGAUUCCAGGUCUGAAUUUGGAGCCAAGGCUGGAAGCCUCAUUACUGACGCAUUCCUCAGUGUCAUUGAUCAGACCACCUUUGACCACUCUCACAUUCCUUCAUGGGCCAGUUUCAUCCCACACAUUUCUCAGAGCACUGGUCCUAGAUAUAAAUGAAAUGCUGUUUUUUUGAUAGUCACCUCUGUAGCCUGAAGCCCAGCUGAUUUUCUCAUGCAGUUGUCAAAUGUACUUCAUGUACCCCUGAAUAUCCAUGUUCCCUUCAUGCCUGUGCUGUGCUUCCCAAGCAGUUGCAUGUGCCCUGAUUGAUUGCUUGUGACUUCCAUCUUUCUGUUUGUGAGCAACUUCAGCAGUUGUUGCUGCAUAUCUUGCAGUCCCUAUUGCUUACUCAAGCAAAAUUCCACUUGCAUCUGCAAAAGUGUGUCCGGUUUGAGUGACGAUCAGUG
This is a messenger RNA of Cyanistes caeruleus (blue tit), 2590 nucleotides long. The record is from RefSeq and is a predicted model, not a curated record. NCBI's taxonomy places the organism in Eukaryota, Metazoa, Chordata, Aves, Passeriformes, Paridae.